AUGGCGCCAAUCAGCACGAGGGAUCUCGCCGGCGAGCAUGGCGACAACAAUUCAUGCAACAGGCUUGACCACAAACAAAUGUCCAAAUCAGUGACCACACCUGCGGUCAUUGCACGGCCUUCGAAAGACCACGAUUUAGUACUAAAGACAUUCCGACUUCUCAUCGCCGAUCUCUGCCAGCAAUUCAAAGGCGGCCAUCCUGGCGGUGCAAUUGGCAUGGCCGCUAUCGGUGUGGCUUUGUGGAAGUAUGUGAUGGUAUACUCGCCCACCGAGUCAACUUUCUUCAACAGAGACCGCUUUGUGCUGUCUAAUGGCCACACCUGCUUGUUUCAGUAUGCAUUUCUACAUCUGACGGGUUAUCCAUCGAUGACCCUAGAACAGUUGAAGUCCUAUCAUUCGAAACGUUCAGAUGCGCUCUGCCCAGGUCAUCCGGAAAUCGAGCAUGAAGGUAUCGAGGUCACGACUGGGCCACUUGGUCAGGGAGUGGCCAACAGUGUCGGGCUUGCCAUAGCUUCAAAGCAUCUAGCUGCUACAUACAACCAGCCGUCACACCAAGUUGUAUCUAAUCACAUCUGGUGUAUGGUCGGGGACGCUUGCUUGCAGGAAGGUGUUGCUUUAGAGGCUAUCUCACUUGCUGGACAUCUCCGCCUGGACAACCUGACGAUCAUUUACGAUAACAACCAGGUCACCUGUGACGGUACUGUGGAUCUGACUAAUACAGAGGACGUCAAUGCUAAGAUGCGCGCUUGCGGCUGGGAUGUCUAUACGGUUGAGGAUGGAUGUUUCGACAUCGAGGGUAUUGUCACUGUACUGAAUCAAGCACGCUCCGCCGCCACAAAGCCAACCUUUGUCAACGUUCAUACAGUCAUUGGCUUGGGAAGUGCUGUAGCCGGCAAUGCAAAGGCACAUGGCGUGGCAUUCGGCGAGAGUGAUGUUGCCAACAUGAAGAGGGAGGCCGGCUUCAACCCCGACGAGUAUUUCGUCAUCUCGGACGCUGUUUAUGACUUUUUCUCCGACCGCAUCAGCAACGGCCGGCGAGUGGUUGACGAGUGGCACAAUCUGCUGGAAAGCUACGAGCAUCAAUAUCCGGAUCUGGCGAAUGAGUUUGCGAAACGUCGAGAGGGACAGCUUCCCGCGGAUUGGGAGUCACUCAUUCCAGAAGACUUCCCAAACAAAGCCACUGCAACAAGGGCAUCAUCCGGGUUAGUUUUCAACCCUAUCGCGCAGAAGGUCAAGUCGUUCAUGGUGGGGACCGCUGAUCUUACGCCUUCAGUCAACAUGACCUGGGAAGGGAAAGAUGACUUUCAAUUCCCAGGCUUGAAGACAGACUGUGGGAUCAACGGCAGUUACAAGGGCCGCUAUGUCCACUACGGUGUGCGCGAGCAUGCCAUGGCGGCUGUAUCAAAUGGCAUGGCCGCUUACUCGCCCGGCACAAUAGUGCCUGUUACGUCUACAUUUUUCAUGUUCUACUUGUACGCCGCUCCUGCGGUGCGAAUGGGUGCUUUGCAGCGCCUCCAAGUCAUUCAUGCUGCCACACACGACUCGAUUGGCAUGGGUGAAGAUGGACCAACACAUCAGCCAUUGGAGCUUGCAGCGCUAUAUCGUGCGAUGCCAAAUCUUCUGUAUAUUCGCCCCGGAGAUAGUGAGGAGACGGCCGGUGCCUGGACUGCUGCAGUUAAGGCCAAACAUACUCCGAGUAUAAUAUCGACGUCCCGCCACGCCGUUCCCCAAAUCACUGGGAAGACGAAUCGAAAGGCUGUGGAACGAGGCGCAUAUGUUAUCGAGGAGUCGCUCUCUGAAGGUGGCAAAGCUGACUUGACGCUCAUCGGUGUUGGCGCCGAGCUCAGCCUGGCAGUGGACGCAGCGGCCAUCCUCCGACAAGACCACAGCCUACGUGUCCGCGUGGUCUCGUUUCCGUGUCAGCGACUGUUUGACAAGCAGAGCAGAGAUUAUCGACGAUCAACUCUUCGAAGGCACCAGGGAAUCCCUGCAAUCGCCAUUGAGCCUUAUGUGGCACUUGGCUGGGAAAGAUAUGCCGACGCGAUGGUUUGUAUGAGCACGGAUCGUUUCGGGCACAGCUUGCCUGGUCCUCAGGCCUACGAGUACUUCGGUUUCGACUUGAACACUGUGGUGCAGAAGAUCCUGGAGUAUAUGGAAAGGAGACACCGUGGACUGGUGUUGGCUGGUGAUUUUGAGGAGUUGUUGUAG
Cyphellophora attinorum is the source of this 2208-nucleotide messenger RNA. RefSeq names its product Dihydroxyacetone synthase. Gene Ontology annotation, molecular function: transketolase activity. The transcript has 2 exons. Gene Ontology annotation, cellular component: cytosol. The record is from RefSeq and is a predicted model, not a curated record. NCBI's taxonomy places the organism in Eukaryota, Fungi, Ascomycota, Eurotiomycetes, Chaetothyriales, Cyphellophoraceae. Gene Ontology annotation, biological process: pentose-phosphate shunt. The coding region runs from base 1 to 2208 and encodes 735 amino acids.